Schistocerca cancellata (South American locust) is the source of this 2291-nucleotide messenger RNA. Its product is annotated as cyclic nucleotide-gated cation channel alpha-3. Lineage: Eukaryota; Metazoa; Arthropoda; Insecta; Orthoptera; Acrididae. Gene Ontology annotation, cellular component: plasma membrane; intracellular cyclic nucleotide activated cation channel complex. The record is from RefSeq and is a predicted model, not a curated record. Gene Ontology annotation, biological process: potassium ion transport; monoatomic cation transmembrane transport. The coding region runs from base 1 to 2289 and encodes 762 amino acids. Gene Ontology annotation, molecular function: intracellularly cAMP-activated cation channel activity; intracellularly cGMP-activated cation channel activity; cGMP binding. The transcript is spliced from 12 exons.
AUGUCCGUGCAAAGCUGCGUGGUCAUCGACGGGGGCGGCGCGUGCGGCGGCAACGGCAGCGUGAGCCCGGCGAGCGCGGAGCGCCUGCAGCAGCGCCACCUGGGCUACUACCCGCGGCUGCGCGCCGGCGCGCCCAACUGGUCGUUCGUCUUCGACCCCGCGGGCCGCCUCUGCUACUACUGGUCCAUGGUCGUCUCGCUCGCCUUCCUCUACAACUUCUGGGUCAUCAUCUACCGGUUCGCCUUCCAGGAGAUCAACGGCGAGACGAUCGUGGUGUGGUUCUGCCUCGACUACCUGGCAGACUUCCUGUACCUGGCCGACAUCGUGUUCCACUUCCGAACGGGUUACCUCGAGGACGGCGUGCUGCAGACGGACUCGACCAAGCUGCGCCACCACUACAUGAACUCCACCACGUUCUACAUCGACUGCCUGUGCCUGCUGCCGCUCGACUUCCUGUACCUUUCGAUCGGCUUCAACUCCAUCCUGCGGUCGUUCCGCCUCGUCAAGAUCUACCGCUUCUGGGCCUUCAUGGACCGCACCGAGCGGCACACCAACUACCCGAACCUGUUCCGGUCCACCAGCCUCAUCCACUACCUGCUGGUAAUCUUCCAUUGGAACGGCUGCCUGUACCACAUCAUCCAGAAGAACAACGGCUUCGGCAGCAAGAACUGGGUGUACAAUGACAGCGAGAGCGCCGACGUGGUGAAGCAGUACCUGCAGAGCUACUACUGGUGCACGCUGGCGCUGACCACCAUCGGCGACCUGCCGAGGCCGCGCAGCACCGGCGAGUACGUCUUCGUGAUCGCGCAGCUGCUGUUCGGCCUGCUGCUGUUCGCCACCGUGCUCGGACACGUCGCCAACAUCGUCACCAGCGUCAGCUCCGCGCGCAAGGAGUUCCAGGCGAAACUGGACGGGGUGAAGACGUACAUGCGCAUGCGGCGGGUGCCGAGCCACCUGCAGGUGAAGGUGAUCAAGUGGUUCGACUACCUGUGGCUGACGCAGAAGUGCUCCGACGAGGAGAAGGCGGUCAGCUGCCUGCCAGACAAGCUGAAGGCAGAGAUCGCCAUCAACGUGCACCUGGACACGCUGAAGCGCGUCGAGAUCUUCCAGAACACGGAGGCGGGCUUCCUGUGCGAACUGGUGCUGCGACUGCGCCCCGUGCUCUUCUCGCCCGGCGACUACAUCUGCCGCAAAGGGGAGGUCGGUAAGGAGAUGUACAUCGUGAACAGGGGCCGGCUGCAGGUGGUGGCGGACAACGGCAAGACGGUGCUGGCCACGCUCAAGGCGGGCUCCUACUUCGGCGAGAUCAGCAUCCUCAACAUGGGCACCGCAGGCAACCGCCGGACGGCGUCGGUCCGGUCGGUGGGCUACAGCGACCUGUUCGUGCUGAGCAAGAAGGACAUGUGGGACGUGCUCAAGGAGUACCCGGCGGCCAGGGUGCGCCUCGAGGCCAUCGCGGUGAAGCGGCUGGAGAAGUACAAGCGGGCGCCCCUCGAGAAGGCGGCGAUGGGGCGCAGCCAGUCGACGCCCGGCCUGGUGGAGUCGCGCGGCCGCAUCCCGCUGGAGGACAUGUGGGUGUCGCCGCUGGAGCCGCUGCUCACCGGAGGCUCGUCCUCGGGGCCGCCGCCCUACUCCGCCAACUCGCUCUUCAGCCCCGCGCUCAGCCCCACCUCCCGCCUACCUUGCGGCAGGUCGCUGGCGUCGCACCUGCGGCCGGCCGAGUCUCCGCUGUCGGCCACGUCGAGCGUCCACUCCUCCGACGAAGAGCGGCGCGCGCCGGGGGCGGCGUGUCCCGGCGCCACGGCCGUCCCCGCCUCCAGAACAGGCCGCGGCACUCGAGGCUACGGUUCGUGCGAGCCGACGCUGGCGCCGCCGGCGACGACGCCGCUGGUGGCGUCGUGCGCCAGCGAGCACUCCUCGGCGUCGCCCAUCAGCGCGGACCUGCCCGCCGCCAGAGCCGCCGGUAAGCGCCGCCGCCUAGCGGGCGAGAACGCGCGGGGCCGGGGGGCCGGCGACGAGCGGGCAGCGGCUGUCGUGGGCGCUGACGGCUGCUGCGGCGCGGACGACGGCGGCAUGAUGUCACACGAGGCCUUAAUCGCGGAGAUCAAGCGUCUGCGCGAGCGGCUCAUGGUGCUCGAGACGGAGAACGCGUCGAUGAGCAUCAAGCUGAGCCAGCAGCAGUGGGAGGUGGAGCACCGCCUCGCCGAGAUCGAGAUGCAGAUCUGCGGCGCGUCCAGCGGCGGCUCCAGCACCGAGGACAACGAGCGCAACCGCGAGUCCAUCAUUUAACA